AGGGCACAUACAAGAUGACAUACACAUACUUUUCUGCAGGCACAGGGAAUGUUUCCCAACAGUUGGUUUAGGCCAUUUAUCUUACCUGCUUGUGUACUUCUUCAAAACAGACCAACUGUGACUUCUGAACAGAAACAAAAAAGUUUGACUAAAGGUUCCCACCUGGAGAGUUGUAUCCCCUUAUUAACUAUGGCAAAAGCUUCUGAAUCAAAACCAGGCCUGACUCACGCACCCUUUAAAAAUGGUAGAUUUGAAAACCCUUGGCCAAACUUUCAAACUCCAUCAGUUACACACAUCUUUUCUCUGAUGAGAACGAAGGAUCUCAGUAAAAUACCACCCAAGAAGGAUCUAGAUAAAGCAUUGCCAAUCAUCACCCCAGACUUUAGAGAAUUUGACACUUCGCCUUCAUCAGGGGUGCGGGUGUGUUGGCUGGGUCAUGCAUCUGUACUAGUCCAGUUUGAUAACAUCACUGUACUGACAGAUCCCAUUUUUAGCCAAUACUGCAGUCCUGUCCAGUUUGCAGGUCCAAAGAGGUACCGCGACCCACCGUGUACAAUUGAGGACCUGCCAGUGAUCGAUGCAGUUGUUAUCAGUCAUAAUCACUAUGACCAUCUUGAUGUCAACUCUGUCAAAGACCUCAAUAAAAAAUAUGGAGAAGGUUUAUACUGGGUGGUGCCUAUGGGCCUAGCUACCUGGAUGCGAGAUUGUGGAUGUAAGAAUGUUGUUGAGCUUGAAUGGUGGGAUAAAUGGAGCAUUCCGGGGCGAGAGGAGGUGAAGUUUGUGAGCACUCCCUCGAACCACUGGUGCAACCGUGGCCUAUUUGACAGGAACAAGGUGUUGUGGUGCAGCUGGGCAGUGAUCGGUCCGUCUCACAGGUUUUUCUUUGGAGGGGAUACGGGCUACUGUACUGGCUUUAAGGAGAUUGGGAAUGAGUAUGGCCCAUUUGAUCUUUCGGCUAUACCAAUUGGAGCAUACUACCCUCGCUGGUUCAUGAAGUCUAUUCAUGUGAAUCCAGAAGAGGCAGUGCAGAUACACCAAGAUAUCCGCUCGAAAACUUCUGUUGGUAUUCACUGGGGCACAUUCAAAAUGACAUCUGAACACUACCUGGAACCGAAAGAGAAACUAAAAGAGGCAGCUACCGAACAGAAUUUGCCCCCAGACAGUUUUAUUACAGUGAAUCAUGGAGACAUACAUAUCCUUGGAAGAGAUACCUAUACUGAAAUGGAUUGAUUCGUUCUUACAUAACCAUCAGAGCAUUCACAUAUAUAAGCAAUAUUUAAUAUAAUAAUUUUAGCUACAUUUAUACCAGAAACUUCACUUAAAAAUACGUUAAUAUUGGUCCAUAUAUAACUUGUGAUAAUAUGUGUAUAUUCAAAUAUCCUGUGAUCUGAUGAAAUUUUUAUCUUUUAAUACAAUGUACAUGUACAAGCACAUCAUGAUCUGAAAUUAAGAAUUUAAUGCAGAAAAAACAUUACCAUCCCUCCUGUAGGUUUUUUAGUGACAAUUUUAUAUUAACCCUACAUAUAGAGACCAUUUUACUUAAACUACAGUUUUUGUUAGCAUUUGAAUCAUUCUUGUUGAAUCAGUUGCUGUAUAUAUUUUUUUAGGGAGGAUUAAUGUGAAGAGAAGAUAAAAGAUAUAAUAGCAGAUUAGAACCGACAGUCAGAAAUAAUUUCAUUUCGGUGAUGUGUAAAAAAGGCUAAAGAACAAGUUUUGAUGCAGCGUAUUUUAAUCUUUCAGCUUAUGUGAAGUUUAAGCUAAUCUUUACUGGACUAAAAUAUGAAAGAAAAUACUUAUCCUAAAUCUUAUCAAAUUCGACCAGUAAAUAGAAAUUUAAUAUGCCAUAAAUGCACAAUGUUGGUUGUUAAACUUGUUGAACAUUUAGGGUAUGUGGACUACAGGGCUUUACAGUAAUUUGUCUCACUAUGAAAUAAUUUCCGAGACAAGAUAAGUGGUGCACCAUUCUGCCGAGAGGAUGUCUUAAAUUACCAGAUUAUUUGUGUGAUCUCGAUAUUCCAUAUUGUAAAUACCAUUCAGACGAGGACCCUGUUGUACGUAGCGUACCAGUGCCAAGAACGAACCUUUUAUAAGAAUAAACAAAUAAACAGCUGUAAACGUAUAUUUAUUGUUAUUUACUUAAUUGAAUGCAGGUACUAGACAAAACAUAAUGU
Molecule: messenger RNA, 2171 nt
Organism: Liolophura sinensis
Lineage: Eukaryota; Metazoa; Mollusca; Polyplacophora; Chitonida; Chitonidae
Product: N-acyl-phosphatidylethanolamine-hydrolyzing phospholipase D-like
Exons: 6
Coding region: 49-1230 (393 amino acids)
Biological process (GO): N-acylphosphatidylethanolamine metabolic process; N-acylethanolamine metabolic process
Cellular component (GO): membrane-bounded organelle; cytoplasm
Molecular function (GO): N-acylphosphatidylethanolamine-specific phospholipase D activity; zinc ion binding
Source: RefSeq, a predicted model, not a curated record